UUAUUCAUUAAAUUGUUGUUUUGUAAGACUGGUAUUUUGUAUUUUAUGGGCUGUGUAUGUAUAUAAAUUCAAAAUAAUGUCGAUUCAAGUAGAAAAUAACCUGAAGGAUAGUGAAAAGAAGGAGUUAUUCAAUCAAAAGGCGCACUACAUGCCCUGCCAGAUCGAAGCGGACGGCCCGGCGAAUGUUAGUGAAUAUUUCGAACCUUAUGUUGGUGAUAAAGACGAUGGAGAGCUAUCAGCUACCUUCCGUGGUCACCCAAUGGACGGAGUGAAAAUGCCUCUACCAGAAGGUUAUACAGCUGUCAUAGUCACUGAGGGCAAGAGACCCUUGGCUGAGGAUGCAGAGAGGAAAUUCCAAGUAACUGGUGGCUUCAAGGAAAUAAUUUAUUGGAAUUGGGACAAGAAACCUUCCAAGAACGACAAUUUAACUAAAGCUAUGGUUUGGAUGGAUAUUGCAGAAGCUAUACAUGGGGACUAAACUUAAAUAUCUUAAAUAAUUGAACAAAAUGUGAUGUUACUCUAAUAAAAAAUGUAUUUAGGCUCAACACACACCUACAGAGUGGAGUGGAUCUGA
Molecule: messenger RNA, 574 nt
Organism: Maniola jurtina (meadow brown)
Lineage: Eukaryota; Metazoa; Arthropoda; Insecta; Lepidoptera; Nymphalidae
Product: ribonuclease H2 subunit C
Exons: 4
Coding region: 77-478 (133 amino acids)
Biological process (GO): RNA catabolic process
Cellular component (GO): ribonuclease H2 complex
Source: RefSeq, a predicted model, not a curated record